GGGUAUCAGUAGAGUUCUUAAAUUUGAAACAGCAUGUGGAUUACAUUAAAUAUACUAAUUCUUGGGGCUCCCUUCAUGGUUGGAUGUUCUCUCGUUAAAUUCGUGGAAAGAGCUGUUAUUGAACCUGGAGUUUCCGUGUUAAUAAUCCGUAAUACUCAUUGUCCGGAUACGUUGUUAAAUGAAAUUUUCGAUACUUUAACAAUCCCAGUGAUUAUCCAAACGGUUACUGAUGGCAGCCCUCGAAAUACAAACGUUUCCCGACCACUUCAUCUACUUUGUUUGCAAGGACUUGAGGAGAAAAACGAUUUGGAAAUUCUUCAGAAUCUAACUACUACUUUAGAACUCUUUCGCAAUGAUAAAAUAAUACUUUAUAGUGCAAAUACUUCUUCUAAUCAUAGCAGAAUGGAAUACCUACUAGAAAAAUGCUACUACUUAAGAAUCUUAAACGUUUUUGGACUCCUAGCAGACGAAGAGGCUAUGUAUUUUUAUAGAUAUCAGCCCUACCCUCGAUUUAGGAUGGAACGGAUUCCCUUUGGGGCUUCACCAAUAUUUUCUCCGAAUUUUCCAAACAUGCAGGGACAUCCAUUGAUUGUGAUACCCGACCAAUGGCUCCCUAGAUCUAUUCUUUAUAAAGACAGGCGCAGUAAGAAACAGAUACUAGCCGGUUCCGUGGGCCGUUUCAUUCACGUUUUGUCCUGGAAGCUAAAUGCCACUUUGGAGAUAGCCCCGACAGUUACUCCAGGACGAUUUCUGCGUUCAAGUACUCUUCGAGAAUUGGGCGAUCAGUUGGCCUUUGACCUUUCAGCCAGCAUUUUAAUGCUAGAAUAUGAAGAUCAGUUAUACCACAGUAGUUAUCCACUUGAGAUGACUCACAUUUGUUUAAUGAUUCCUAUGGCCCAACCGAUUCCCCUCCGGGACAUAUACAGGCAUUUAAUCAGCCCUUACAAUAUUCUUCUGGCUGUGGGUAUUAUUUACGCCUAUGGAUUGGUUUUAUGCCUCCUCCAGAGGUUGAACGGUGAAGCCGCCCACUUGGAGGACUUUUUCCUGAAUGACAGAGCCCUACUUGGAGUUUUGGGACAAUCCUUCAGGUUACCUUGCCCAGCAAGUAAUAGAUGGAUCUAUUUAAUGUUGGGCAUUGUGGGCUUAAAUGUGAGCAGCAUCUUCGAAGCGGCUUUGGAAACCAUGAUGGCUCACCCGCCAAGUCAGUUCCAGGCCAGAAGCUUUGCCGAUCUCCAGCGCACCAGAUUACCAUUGGUUACCACCGAGGAGGAUCUUCACACGGUUAUCGAUAUGCAUCUUAAUCUACUGAUACUAAAUGUCAGCGAGUACAACCAGGUGAGGAGUAGCGGAAAUUCCAGCAGCGCUUACUUUGCCUCGCGCCUUCAUUGGACACUGUUUAGCGAACAGCAAAAGCGCUUCAGUCGGGAGCUAUUCAUAUACUCUACGGAUGCUUGUAUGUGGUCCCUAGCUCUCAUGUCCUUUCAGUGGCCUAGUGCUUCCUGGUUUAUAGAGCCGGUCAGCAAACUGAUUCUAGAGGUGAGAGCGAACGGAUUGUAUCAGUUCUGGGUGGGAAUGCACCACUAUGACAUGAUAGAGGCAGGGUUGGCUGGAAUAGAUGAUCCUAUUGCCCAUGAGAUCCAAGAAAAAGCCAUUUUGCGUCUGGAGGAUCUUCAGUGGGUAUGGUUCGCUUAUGGAGUACUUGUCACAGCUUCAACUAUAAUAUUCCUUCUCGAAAUCACCUGGAAAGGAUUGUAUAAUAAAUUUUCACAUAACUAUUAA
Messenger RNA from Drosophila ananassae, 1779 nucleotides. RefSeq lists its product as uncharacterized. Bases 34 to 1779 code for a protein of 581 amino acids. The record is from RefSeq and is a predicted model, not a curated record. Lineage: Eukaryota; Metazoa; Arthropoda; Insecta; Diptera; Drosophilidae. The transcript has a single exon.